Molecule: messenger RNA, 1047 nt
Organism: Gossypium raimondii (Peruvian cotton)
Lineage: Eukaryota; Viridiplantae; Streptophyta; Magnoliopsida; Malvales; Malvaceae
Product: ethylene-responsive transcription factor ERN1
Exons: 1
Coding region: 1-1047 (348 amino acids)
Biological process (GO): regulation of DNA-templated transcription
Molecular function (GO): DNA binding; DNA-binding transcription factor activity
Source: RefSeq, a predicted model, not a curated record
AUGGGGAAGAGAAAAGUGAUGGCCACUGAUGUUAAUGAUGAAGAGAAAGGAAACAACAAUGUGGAUGAAAAGGCGGCGAUGGAUGCUAAUGUUGCUGCGGUUGCGGCGGCAUUGAGUGGAGGCCGUCGUGCGAGAAAACGAUUCGUGGGAGUGAGGCAAAGGCCGUCGGGGAGAUGGGUGGCGGAGAUUAAAGAUACGAUUCAAAAGAUUAGGGUAUGGUUGGGAACUUACGAUACUGCUGAAGAAGCAGCCAGAGCUUACGAUGAAGCUGCUUAUUUGCUUCGUGGAGCCAAUACUCGAACCAAUUUCUGGCCUUUUUCACCAUCUUCCAUUUCCAAACCAGCCCUGCCUUCUAAAAUCGCCAAUCUUCUCUUGCUCAGGCUCAAAGCUAGAAAUGAUGCUGCUUCUGCAUCUUCCAAUAUGCCUCCCAAUUUCCCUCUUAACCAACUAGACACCAUUUGCUUUGAUGAUUUCUUCAAUGUUCCUGAAGACUGCAGCACCUCCUCUAGUGAUUGCAUGCUGGAGAGCUUCGGCUCAACUUGUGCUGAUCCCAAAUCACUUCAUUUGGAGGAUAAUAAUAACGUUGAUGGGAACCCUGAUUACGUGGGUUCGAAACAAGACAUCGAUAUCAUGGAUUUCCAGUUUUUGGAUUCUUUUGGAUCGUCGUGUGAUUACCGUUCUCCGUUUGAGAUUGCGGAAGAAAUGGUGGAGCCAAUGGAGAAGCAGCAAGAAGACAUUAAUGGCGACGACCUUGAUCCCUGCAUGCUUAGAGAGACGAUGAAGAGAAUGAAAUAUGAACGGAAGUUCUCGGCAUCUCUUUACGCCUUCAAUGGGAUACCUGAAUGCUUGAGGCUUAAACAGCGUGAAUCAGAAAAUAAUCACAACAUCCAACAACAAUGUCAACCAUCUAAUCUCAGAAACAGUAACAGUUGUGAAAAUGAAAUGAGAUUGGAAUUCAAGGAAGAAGAUGAUCAAGGAAUAGGAUCUUCAUCAGCUUGUGAAAUGUGGAGCUUACCUGAUCUUCCUUCUAUCACCUUCAUCAAUUAG